Messenger RNA from Octopus sinensis (East Asian common octopus), 1395 nucleotides. Its product is annotated as neuropeptide FF receptor 2-like. Gene Ontology annotation, cellular component: plasma membrane. The record is from RefSeq and is a predicted model, not a curated record. NCBI's taxonomy places the organism in Eukaryota, Metazoa, Mollusca, Cephalopoda, Octopoda, Octopodidae. Gene Ontology annotation, biological process: G protein-coupled receptor signaling pathway. Gene Ontology annotation, molecular function: G protein-coupled receptor activity. The transcript is spliced from 2 exons. The coding region runs from base 79 to 1002 and encodes 307 amino acids.
UAUAUAUAUAUAUAUAUAUCAACAAUCAACAUAUAUACUUUAUAUUUACUAAACAAGAAACUAUACACGUGUUUCAAUAUGAAUGCAACCCAUUUGUCUGAUCCUAUUUUGAAUUCAAGAUUAGUUGUUUUUAGUAUCAUACCUUUCUUCCUAAUUGUGGGACUCGUUGGUAACAUAUUUGUGGUAUAUAUUUAUGCACGACAGUCCCAGAAAAGCAAUGUAGAAACAUUCAUCCUUGUAUUAGCUGUUAUUGAUCUCAUUGGAUGUAUCUUUGGAAUGCCUCUGGAAAUGGCUGAACUCUCCCUCGCAAUUCAUUCAAAAUAUUUGUGUAAAUUAUACAAGUUUGUUGUCUUCAUGUGUUCUGCCAUGUCGUCCUUGAUUUUGUUUACUAUUGCUGUUGAAAGAUUCAGAAAAGUAUGUUGUCCACAUGGCAAACAAAUUACUCCAAAACUACGGCAAACUCUUAUUAUUUUCAUAAUUGUAACAUCAGUUGCAUUGGUAUUGCCAGUUCUGAUUUACUUUGAAUAUGUUCCCUUUACCUAUGAAGAUAAGGUGUAUAUGAUAUGUUGCUGUGACCUUAGAAGGUCACCUGCCUGGUCAUACAUUCUAGCAGCAUUAAUUCUUCACAUUAUGCUAUUCUCAACCAUGACUGUACUUUAUUCGCUUGUUCAGAAGACUAUUACUCAGCAUUUCAAGAACAAGCAAAGUAAAGAAGCAGCUUUCAAACAAGACCAAUUUAGUCGCACAAACAUUGUACUUAUUUCAAUUUCUGUUUUGUUUUUUGUCAGUUUUUUACCAGUUCUUGUUUUUAUUGUCAUACAUCCAUACUUCAAAGAUUCUAACUUGUUGCAGAUUUUGAAAGUAGUUUUAUACCGUACUUGGAUACUAAAUUCAUCUUUAAAUCCCUUUGUGUAUGGGUUUUGUAACAAAAUAUUCCGCAAAAGUUUUGUAAAUAUAUUUACUCGGGAUAAAAUUGUCUUUGAAAUGGAGGAGAAAUUUUAAGAUUUGGUUUACACCACACUUUUUAAUAUCGAGGAAUACUUUCAAGUAGCAGAAACAUUUCCUUUGCUUACGAUUUCAUAGGAAAUGCACUAGAUUGAAAAUAACUCAAGGAUUGAGGUGUUUAAUGAAAUAAUUACUUUUUCCAUUUUUAUUUUAAUAUUUAGAAAAUUAUAUUUUCUUUCAUAAAAUUGGAAUGUUUCGAUAGAAAUGUGAACGUUUUAAAAUAUGCUGUUUGUAUCCUUAUCACAGAGUCAGUCUAAGGUAGGUAUGUAUCAGAAAGAUCAAUUUGAACACCCGAACACUUUCUCUAUAACAUAUUUAUACUAGUUUCUGUUGUUGUUUUACACUUUCUAUGGGAACAUAGCUGUUUAUGCAAGUUCUACUAUAAACUGA